CUGGUAUUUUUAACCACAACUUACACACUUGCAGGUUAUAGACUGUUACAUAAAUUUGAUAAAAGCUCAAAAGCAUCUAAAGUGCCGAUCUGGAGGUCGCGUUCACAUAGAAAAUGCUUUCCAGUUCAAUUUCCUGAAGCGAGAUGGUGAUCUUGAAAUUAAAACAGAGGAGCUAUAUCCAAUUAAAGACAUGACACACAUAUGUAGCGCUGAACGAAGGGUGUUACUUUACCUAGACCAUGACAUGGUGUUUAUUCCGAUAAACAUCCGAGAGACGCAUUGGUAUCUUGCUGUGAUCCAUGCAAGAAAUAUGAAGAUACAAGUGCUCGAUUCACUUGGUACUUCACAAGACCGCAAAGACCUCACUGACUCUAUUAAAGGACUGCAAAGACAAAUAGAUAUGAUAUCUCAACGUAAGGAGUUAAAAGACCACAGGUGGCCAGACCUCCAAGUUGCUUCUUGGCCGCUCAGAGAAAUAGACAUGGGAUAUGCAAAGCAGACAGAUAGCUCUUCAUGUGGCCUCUUUCUUUUGAACUAUAUCGAAUACUGGACAGGGGAUGAACUGUCUGACAGUUUUACCCAGGUAUAUUAUUACUACUACGACAUAUAUGGACAUCUACAGUCAGUGUUACAUAUAUAA
Messenger RNA from Zea mays, 640 nucleotides. RefSeq names its product putative ubiquitin-like-specific protease 1B. Gene Ontology annotation, biological process: proteolysis; protein desumoylation. Gene Ontology annotation, cellular component: nucleus. Gene Ontology annotation, molecular function: deSUMOylase activity. The record is from RefSeq and is a predicted model, not a curated record. Lineage: Eukaryota; Viridiplantae; Streptophyta; Magnoliopsida; Poales; Poaceae. The coding region runs from base 191 to 640 and encodes 149 amino acids. The transcript is spliced from 4 exons.